CACACAUAGCAAACUUCUGUCAGCCUUUAGGAAAUUUGAAUCGACGGUAUGGCUCCAUUCGGCGCUUCUGCCUUCCUCUUCGUCCUUGUGGAGACGAUUUUGUUUUGGCGUGUGACAAAUGCCUGCCCUGUUCCCAAUGGUGAGUUAACCUACAACUCAGUGUUGGAGUGUUUGUCAAUCGAUACAGGAAACGAAACAAGAACGCCGUCCAUCACAGUGACCUCAUGCCACGAUGGCAGCCGUUUAUUCACACACCUUGGCUGCUCAUCAAAUCAUUAUUUUCCUUUUAAUGGUUCACUAUGGAAUUAUCAAGUUGCUCGCUUCAAAUUCGACGGCAACAUAGUCAUAACAAAUCUUGUUCACUUAAGAGGGACGAACGCCCUAUCGUUGACCGGAGAUAAUAUAACUAUAGAUUUGAACGGUGUUUUGAAAGUUGAUGUAAAUGCUGUGCCUUCGUCACAUAAAGAAACAAGAUUAGUUGGAGGUUUUGUCACUGCAAUUGGUGCAAAUGGUAAUCCUUACGGAGGACCGGGACGGGGAUUGUAUUACAACAAAGAAGCAGGAGGGGCUGGUCAUGGUGGUUACGGGAAAGGAUAG
Messenger RNA from Stylophora pistillata, 597 nucleotides. RefSeq lists its product as uncharacterized. The record is from RefSeq and is a predicted model, not a curated record. Gene Ontology annotation, cellular component: plasma membrane. Lineage: Eukaryota; Metazoa; Cnidaria; Anthozoa; Scleractinia; Pocilloporidae. Gene Ontology annotation, molecular function: G protein-coupled receptor activity. Gene Ontology annotation, biological process: G protein-coupled receptor signaling pathway; cell surface receptor signaling pathway.